Messenger RNA from Vombatus ursinus (common wombat), 591 nucleotides. Its product is annotated as SCAN domain-containing protein 1-like. Lineage: Eukaryota; Metazoa; Chordata; Mammalia; Diprotodontia; Vombatidae. The record is from RefSeq and is a predicted model, not a curated record. The transcript has a single exon. The coding region runs from base 1 to 441 and encodes 146 amino acids.
AUGGAGGGAGCAAGGUGUGCCUUAGAGACUGGGGCACUAUCUCCCCGUGUGGUGACGACUGAGAAGCUAGAGAUGCCAGUGCCGAUGGCUGCAUCCCCCUGGGCUCCACUGGAAGGAGCUGAGCCCCAGGUGGUGAACACAGAGGAAGAUUGCACCCAGGAGCAGGAGAACACCUCCAACCCUGAGAACCUCCAGCAUGACGGGGUGCAAGAGGAUAACUUUCAACAGAGGUUUAGACGCUUCCGUUACAAGGAUGCCGCUGGACCCCGUCAGCUGCUUCAGCAUCUCCGAGAGCUCUCCCGAAGGUGGCUGGACCCAGCGGUUCACACAAAGGAGCAGAUUAUAGAAUUGCUUGUGCAGGAACAGUUCCGGGCCAUCUUGCCUGAGGAACUCCGACCCUUAAUCCAGGAAAAGAAGACAGAUGUUCGAAUCACUGGGUAAGAUGCCUCCCACGGAAAGUGCACAAUGCUGUCAAGAAAUGGGCCAGGUCCUUGCUGAUGCCAGCGUGAGGUGGAUUUGAGCUACUAUUUGAUGCUUUUUUUGGAUCGUUUGAGGUUUUUUAAAAAGUUGCUGAAUGCACCUUUUCUUGGA